GGGCUCCUAUAUAAGCAAACUGCUCCCAUCAUGUGACCACCAGCAACAUGCAUCUCCUCCUGUGUUUGGUUGUUUGUACAGCGGCUCUUGUGGGAACUGCCACUGGGUAUGGGCCACCGCUCCCAGACUGUCCUCCUGGGUGGACCUUCAUUCCUGUGUGCAAUCAGAGCUGCUACAGCGACCGUGACUGCCGUCCUGGGGACUUCUGCUGUAGGUCUGGAUGCAUCAUCACCUGUGUCUCCAAACCCAAGCCAGGGAUUUGCCCAGUGAUAAAACGAGGCCCUUGUAAAGGAAAUGCGUGUCACAACGACCAGGAUUGCCCCGGAAACAAGAAGUGCUGCGGCAAGCCAGGGUGUCAGGGGUGCUACAGGCCAGAAAAGCCCGGAACUUGUCCAAAGAGAAAGUAUGAUGCGGGGGCCUGCGUUGUGUACUGUGACGGUGACUUUGACUGCCCCGGGGACCAGAAGUGCUGCGGAAGCUGCCCCAGGAGAUGUGAAAAACCAUGCUAUGACUGAAUAUAUUGAUGUAAAUGUUGGUGAAUAAAUAUCUCCUGUUGAAA
Haliotis rufescens (red abalone) is the source of this 559-nucleotide messenger RNA. Its product is annotated as perlwapin-like. NCBI's taxonomy places the organism in Eukaryota, Metazoa, Mollusca, Gastropoda, Lepetellida, Haliotidae. Gene Ontology annotation, cellular component: extracellular region. Bases 48 to 515 code for a protein of 155 amino acids. Gene Ontology annotation, molecular function: peptidase inhibitor activity. The record is from RefSeq and is a predicted model, not a curated record. The transcript has 4 exons.